Molecule: messenger RNA, 1378 nt
Organism: Zingiber officinale
Lineage: Eukaryota; Viridiplantae; Streptophyta; Magnoliopsida; Zingiberales; Zingiberaceae
Product: probable sodium/metabolite cotransporter BASS1, chloroplastic
Exons: 7
Coding region: 47-1195 (382 amino acids)
Cellular component (GO): membrane
Source: RefSeq, a predicted model, not a curated record
AGAAGCACUUGUAACGCUCGAACCUGUGGCUGCUGCUUGUUCUUCCAUGUCUCUCCCCUCGCUUCGCCCCCUGCUUUUCCACCAUGAAUCAUCUCCCAAAUUGCUUCCUCUCCCAAUUCCAAGAUCGAAUUUUCACCGGAAACGUGAUCCGGGAGCACUCAAUAUCAGAGCUCACUCUGGCAACCCCAAGAGGGCCGUCCCCCGAUGGCAAAAUGCGCUCGCCACCGCUGCAAGCCUCUACCCUCUGUACGUCACCAUCGGUGGCUCCGUCGCAGUCGUGAAUCCGUCGGCUUUCUCCUGGUUCGUGGCCCGAGGCCCGGCUUCUUAUACCUGUGCUCUGGCUUUCAUAAUGCUGGCCAUGGGUCUCACUCUGGAACUCAGGGACCUAUUUGCUCUUUUCCGGAAGCAGCCUUUCUCUAUUCUUUGUGGUUGUGUUGCUCAGUACACAAUAAUGCCAUCUCUUGGAGCAACUGUUAGUAUAGCACUUGGCCUUAAACCAUCUCUUGCUGUGGGGCUAAUUCUGCUGGCUUGUUGCCCUGGAGGAACUGCUUCGAAUGUGGUUACCUUAAUUGCUCAAGGGGAUGUGCCAUUAUCGAUUGUGAUGACUGUAUGCAGCACUUUGGCUGCCGUGUUUCUUACUCCUCUGUUAACUAAACUCCUUGCUGGAACUUAUGUUCCUGUGGAUGCCAUCAAACUUUCUUUAAGUACCCUACAGGUAGUUGUUGCUCCAAUUUUGUUGGGGUCUUAUUUGCAAAGUGCAUUUCCAGCUGCAGUGAAAGCCAUUAUCCCAUAUUCUCCCCUUGCUGCGGUGCUAACAUCAUCACUUCUUGCAAGCAGUGUAUUCUCAGAAAAUAUUGUUGGAAUUAAAUCAUCAGCUGUUGUUGCUUCCAAUGGAGCUGUUGGCAUUCUUUUUGGUGAAUUGGGUGUUGUUGUGGUCUCAGUGAUUUUGCUACAUCUUGCAGGCUUUUUCCUAGGGUAUCUUGCAGCCCUAAUAUCUGGCUUAGGAGAGAGACAACGCAGAGCAAUCGCAAUUCAGGUCGGCAUGCAAAACUCAUCCUUGGGCGUCAUACUGGCAACUUCACAUUUUGCAUCCCCUCUGGUCGCUUUGCCUGCUGCACUAUCAGCCAUUAUUAUGAACAUCAUUGGUAGCUCUUUAGGGUUAGUGUGGCGAUAUCUGGACCCAACUGAUUACUGAUGCUGCCACGGGUGUGAGCCAGAAACAGUGACGUUGCUGCAUGGCUUUGUAAUCUCUUGUUGUACGCAGUUAGCUAAUAAAGAUAUUGGCUUUAUACAUUCACUAUUCUGUAUAACUACAAGUACAUUGAGAAAUUGAAGCUGACGUAGAUUAAAGUUCUUAGAUAAUUCUUCUGAUAUGUUA